This is a messenger RNA of Aphanomyces astaci, 1593 nucleotides long. RefSeq lists its product as hypothetical. The record is from RefSeq and is a predicted model, not a curated record. The coding region runs from base 1 to 1593 and encodes 530 amino acids. The transcript has 3 exons. Lineage: Eukaryota; Oomycota; Saprolegniomycetes; Saprolegniales; Verrucalvaceae.
AUGACAAGCCACGACAACAAGGCAGCGGACUUGGAGGAACGUGUGUCGUACGUCCAAUCGAACACGGCCAAAGAUGUUGACGGGUACGCCGAAGCAAAAUCUCCCAAGGACCUGGAAGGGGGGGCGCUGGACUUGUUCUCGCGCGAAGCGUUUGCCCUCUUCAUGCAGUACGGCGCCAUCGGGAUCAUCUACGGCAUGAUCCCGUCGCUCAACUACCCCAUCUUCAACAUCUACCUCAACUUGGAGGGGAAUCAAACGUCGUCGUACGGCGUGCUCACCGUGAUCGGGUGGUCGUUCAAGUCGUGGAUGUUGAUCGGGUGGACCAUCACAAUGAUCUGUCUGAGUGUGAUGGCGUUUUCGCCGUUCGGCGAGCCGUUUUGCAACCGCGAAAAGACCAAGUUUUGCAGCACGCCGUUGGAAAAGGUGCCCAAGUCCGAGCUGCAGUACUUUAACUUGACCGCCCCCGACAACGGCACGCUGUUCAUCCUUCUGUCUAUGUUUAUCGCGUUUGGAUACGUCUUGGCUGCGAGUGCGUCAGACGCGAUGGUGGUCGAGUACGCCCAGCGAGAACCCGUGGCCAUCCGCGGCCGCAUCCAAACCGCCAUCUACACCGUGCGUGAGCUCACUGGCAUCCUCGCGUACUUGGUAACUGCGUUCGGGCUGAAUGGCCCCAACUACGCCGGGUCGUUUUCGUUUGCGUUGUCGCCGAAUGCUCCGUAUGGCAUUUGCUUGGUGCCUUGUGUGCUGGUAGUGCUCUCGACGGUAUUCUUGCUUGUGGAGAAGAAGACUGAGCCUUCGUCCUUCAUCCUAUGGUGGGGCACGUUUUGGGAAUCUCUCCAGAGUCGCGUGACGUGGCAAAUCUGUUUGUUCCGAUUCGUGAGCAACGUGUUUCAGGGCGUCCGCACCACUGCGGGUUUGCCCGUCUCGACGUACUGGGCGGGGGUCGAACCUCUCAACGAUUCGCUCUCGAGCAUCAUUGGUAGUUUGAUGUUUGCUGGUAUUUUGGUGGUUGUGGGCAAAUGGGGGCUUAACUGGAACUGGCGCUGGACCAUCACCGCAGGUACCCUCGGGAUGAUCAUCAUCGACGGCUUUGUCGUGUACAUGACCAUCUGGGACGUCGUGCGCAACCAGUGGUUUUUCACGGGUAUAGCGUUGGCCGACAAUAUUCCCCACGGCAUCCGCUUCAUCGUGUCCACGUACGUGGCCGUCGAAAUCGCCGACAAGGGCAACGAAGGCGCCAUUUAUGGCCUUGUGUCCACUGUGAACAACCUCGCGGGGCCGUUUGCCAGGAUAUUUUACAAGUACAUCAACUCGUACUUCAAAGUCCACCAGAACGACAUCAAGUCCGACACGCUCGAGGUGCGGUGGGACGUCGCGUACGUGUACAUGAUUUCGUACGGGUUCAAAGCGUUAAAGGCGCGUGGUGGCAAGAGCAAAGUGGCGGGGGUGAUCCUCGUGGCCACGUUUGUCGCCUGCGUGUCGUUCGCCGUGACCAGCAACAUCAUGUCCAUCUUCCCCUCGACCAAGUGUUACCGGAUCGCAGGGGGCAACGGAGUGCUGGACUCCAAGACGGGCAAGUGCCCCCUCAUGUAG